This is a messenger RNA of Harpegnathos saltator (Jerdon's jumping ant), 3576 nucleotides long. RefSeq lists its product as uncharacterized. The transcript has a single exon. The record is from RefSeq and is a predicted model, not a curated record. The coding region runs from base 1 to 3576 and encodes 1191 amino acids. Lineage: Eukaryota; Metazoa; Arthropoda; Insecta; Hymenoptera; Formicidae.
AUGUCUAAGGAGGAGGACAUUCUUGGGCUCAUCGAGCUGCAAUACGACCGGCAGCACCGCAUGGAGCGGCUGCUGGACAAUGCACGCAAGUCCGGUCAACUGAAGUCAGUUGGCGGGUUGACGUCUCGUUUGCAGGUUCUCGACACGUACUGGGCUCAGUUCCAGGAUGAUCAUCGCACGAUCCGAGCGUCUCGCCUCAAGACCGUGCGAGAGUCAGACUACGUGCAACAGGAUGCCUGUGGCACGGUACAGGAAGUCUACAUUGCGCAGCGCGCAGAAAUCCAAACCCUGCUCGAUGGGUUGAAGGUUCAGGAGGCUGAGUCGGCUGCUCACGCAGUUCCCGCGCAGGCGGUAGUGCCCGAGGCUUCGUUGCCUCGCAUUCCCAUUCCGAAGUUCGAAGGGAAGUUUGACGAAUGGCGCAAUUUUAAGGAUCUCUUCGAGUCCUUAAUAGUCGAUAACCCGUCGUUAGCAUCAGUUCACCGGAUGCAUUAUUUAAAACAGAGCGUAUCGGGAGAGCCUGAACGUCUGCUCCGGCACUACGGCGUCGCUACUGGCUCGUUUGAGCAAGCGUGGGAAGCGCUAUGUGCACGGUACGAUAACCGUCGUUUGCUUGUGGACCAGCAUCUCGACGCUUUCCGGGAUAUUGGCCCGAUGCGUCAGGAGAGCGUCUCCGAGGUUCGGAGGCUGCUGGAUCGAGCCAGCGAGCUGCGAGCCGCCUUGCGCCUUCUUGACCAGCCAGUGGAUGCUUGGGACGUGAUAUUGGUCAAUAUCCUCCGUUCCAAGCUAGACUCUGCAACGCGGCGGGCCUGGGAGAUGGCCACCGCGGACCGGCGCGAGCCAGUGAGCUGGGACAGACUGGCAGUCUUCCUGGACGAGCGUCGGGUGGCGCUCGAGGCGGUUGCCGCGGCUCCGUCCAUUGGGGACAGCCCCCGUGCCUCAUCGGCAUCCGAGCGGACUGGUCGACGAUCGCUGCAUCUCCAUCGGCCCAAGCCGACCCGUUGCGCUGAGUGCGGUUCUGAGCAUGGACUCAGAGAGUGUUCGGCCUUUAAAGAUCGGCCGGUCUCUUCGCGACGGGCAAGGGUGCGCGCUCUCGGGUUGUGCUUCAACUGCCUCGGUCCGUCGCACCAGGCGGCCGCUUGCCCGUCUAAGGGUCGAUGUCGGGAGUGCGGAGAGCCGCACCAUUCACUUCUGCACUCCGCCCAGCAGUCUCCGGCCCCGGCGUCGGGGGAAGCGCCGGUCACGGCGCAUGCUGCGACGCGGAUGCCUGCGCAGCGAGUGCUUUUGGCCACAGCCAGGGUUUGUCUGAUGGCGUCCGAUGGCCGAUCCGCUGUGGUUCGAGCGCUCAUUGACCAGGGCUCUGAGGGGAGCCUGGUGUCCGAGGCGCUUGCGCAGCGGCUGCGCGCGUCUCGUAGAUCGGUGGAUGUCGGGCUGUCGGGCGUCUCAGAGGGACCCCCUCAGCGGGUGCGGGCCAGCACGUCAUUGCGGCUCAGGGCAACUGCUGGCCUCCCGUUCUCCACCACGGUGGAGGCCCUCAUUCUACCGAGGCUUACGGCGUACCACCCCCCGCAGAGGGCUCGGCUGACGGGGAAGUGGUCGCAUUUGAGGAACCUCCGAUUGGCGGAUGAUCACGAUGAUGACGAGCGCAUCGAGGCGAUACUUGGAGCGGAGGUAUUCGCCGAGAUCGUGUUGACGGGGCUUCGCCGGGGCCCGAGGGGAGCUCCCGUCGCGCAGCGUACCCGCUUGGGGUGGGUGCUGUGCGGGGCUCUCCCGUCUGCCGCCGGAGCGGGCGGCUCUCAUUGUCAUGUGGUGCAGUGUGCGUCGGACAACAUGGCGGAUCUCUUGCGGCGCUUCUGGGAGGUGGAGGAGAUUCCGGUUGCUUCCCCGCUCUCUGAAGAGGAGCGGGCUUGUGAAGAGUUUUUCGCGGCGUCCUUUCGGCGUCGUGCGGACGGCCGCUAUCAGGUGCGGUUGCCUUUCAGGAGCCCUCCGACUGAGCUGUCUCUCGGCGACACUCGGCGGAUUGCCACUGCCUCGUUGCAUCGCUUGGAGCGGCGACUGCUUCGGCAGCCUUCCUUGGGCGGGGCCUAUCGCGACUUUCUUGAUGACUAUGAACGACAGGGGCAUAUGAUCCGCCUGCCGCUCAAUGUCGAGACUCCGCGGCUCUCUUACUUUAUUCCACAUCACCCGGUGAUUAAACAAGCCCCCGAGCUUAAAGUAAGAGUGGUGUUCAACGCCUCGCAGGCGUCCACCAAUGGCCGGUCGUUGAACGACUUGGUGCACGUGGGGCCGCGCUUACAGCGAGAACUGGGCGAGAUUCUACUUGCCUGGCGCAUGCAUCGAGUGGCCUUCUCUGCAGACAUCGAGCAAAUGUUUCGUCAAGUGCGGGUGGCUCCGGAGGAUCAACACCUCCAACAGAUUCUCUGGCGAGACAGCCAGACGCAGACAAUAUCGGUGUACCGGUUGACCACGGUCACCUAUGGCAUGGCGUGCGCUCCUUAUCUGGCCAUCCGCACGCUGCACCAGCUGGCGCUGGAUGAGCGGGAACGUUAUCCCCGGGCAGCAGACUUACUUCGUCGACAAACCUACGUCGACGAUAUUCUUGCGGGGGCAGAUGACCUUGGGGAGGCACGCAGUCGACAGCGUGAGCUGAGCAGCUUGCUCAUGGCGGGCGGGUUCCGACUCAGGAAGUGGGCGGCCUCACAUCCGGAACUCUUGUCCGGUAUCCCGGAGGGGGACCGCGAGCCUUUGGUGCCUCUGCCGGACCCUGGGGCCGUGGGUGCAUCUGUGCUGGGGGUCGGUUGGAUUCCGGUCGAGGAUGCAUUCUGCUUUUCGGUCAACCCCGGGGCUCAAUCAGCCAUCUCGAAGCGUGGCAUCUUGUCAGUCGUUGCGCGAUUAUACGACCCCCUGGGCUGGUUGGGGCCUAUGGUAGUACUGGCGAAGAUCCUCCUUCAGGACUUGUGGUUGGCCGGGCUCGGUUGGGACGAGGCUCUCCCUUCUCCGCUCUCGCGACGUUGGGACGCCUUUAGCACCGGGCUCGCGGAGGUUUCCGCGAUCCGAGUUCCUCGCUGGACCGGAUGGUCGCCUGAAGUGGAGAUCCAGCUUCACGGCUUCUCGGACGCCUCGGAGCGGGCGUACGCCGCCGUCAUCUACUUACGGGCUCGACGGUCUGAUGGGACCACCCGUGUCGCUCUAUUGGCGUCCAAGACCAGGGUCGCCCCACUAAAGCGGGUAACGUUGCCCCGCCUGGAGCUGUGCGGUGCGCAGCUGCUCUCGCGCCUCAUGAAGGCCAUGGUGGAGGCGCUCGGUUGUGCCGAGGCCUCCCUGGUUUGUUGGACCGACUCUUCUGUCACGCUCCAUUGGAUAACAGGGCAUCCAUCUCGAUGGACCACCUUUGUCGCCAAUCGCGUCUCGUACAUUCACGAGAGCCUUCCGCGGGCCUCGUGGCGGCAUAUCCCGUCUGGCGACAAUCCCGCGGAUUGCGCCUCCCGGGUUUGUUGGCCGGCGGGCUACGAGAACACGCCCUUUGGUGGCGUGGCCCCUCCUGGCUUGUCGAGGACCCGGCGGGCUGGCCGGGUCUAA